Molecule: messenger RNA, 1364 nt
Organism: Myxocyprinus asiaticus (Chinese sucker)
Lineage: Eukaryota; Metazoa; Chordata; Actinopteri; Cypriniformes; Catostomidae
Product: dynein light chain Tctex-type 1-like
Exons: 5
Coding region: 139-486 (115 amino acids)
Biological process (GO): microtubule-based movement
Cellular component (GO): cytoplasmic dynein complex; kinetochore; cytoplasm
Molecular function (GO): dynein intermediate chain binding
Source: RefSeq, a predicted model, not a curated record
AAUGUGUCUCGGAGGAGGAUCAUUAGAUGGCAGCACUCAAUGUUGUUCGCUCCUUUAAGCAGUCAGUGAGAGAAGCGCUACAUCUGUCAGAUCUGAGGAGUUUGUUGUGUCCAGGUUUUUCGCGUUUAAGCUGAAAAGAUGGAGGAGUACCAUUCUGGAGAAGAAGUGUCUUUCAGCGCAGAUGAAGCAAGUAAUGUCGUGAAAGAGUGCAUCGAGGGUAUAAUUGGAGGCGUGGACUACAGCCAGAACAAAGUGAACCAGUGGACAGCCAACAUAGUCGAACACACUCUCACUCAGCUAGUCAAGCAGGGAAAACCAUUAAAGUACAUUGUUAACUGUGCUGUGAUGCAGAAAAGCGGUGCAGGUCUUCACACAGCAAACUCUUGUUACUGGGACACUACCACUGAUGGAAGCUGCACAGUCCGGUGGGAGAACCGCACCAUGUACUGUGUGGUCAGUGUGUUUGCUGUGGCUAUUGCACUAUGAGAAGGAACCAAGGCUGAUACAUGCACAAAUGCAGGCACAGAAGGGCAACGCCAUCUUUACCCUGACAAUCACAUCCUAAAGUCUGUUUUAAAGCUGUCUGCUGCAACACACCUCAUGAGAAAUGACUAAAACCAGGUUCAUUUUUGUUUACGCCCAAUUCACAAAGCUUAGACUGCAUUGCAAGUGCUUUUCAGUCAUGCAAACAUUGUACCUGUAGUUGCCCCCCUUUUUUUUUUUUAACUUGCAAAGGUAACACACACCUUUGCUCUGUAUAGAAUGAACUGCAAAUAUGUUGAUGCUUAAUUAUUAAAGUUGUUGGAUUUGGAUUUAAUAAUCCAGUGUUAAGUAAAUGUAUCAGGGUGGUUUAUGUUUAUUUAUGCAUUUGGCAGAUGCUUUUAUCCAAAGUGACUUACAGUGCAUUCAAGGUACACUUUGUAUCAGUUUAUGUUCCCUGGGAUUUGAACCCAUGACCUUGCUAGCACCAUGCUUUACCAGUUGAGCUACAGGAACCCCUUUAGUUUAGUCAUCUGUCUUUUGAGGAUUUACACAUACAACACUCAAAGCCUGAAAAAGUAAAAGCAUAUUCAGUUGCACAAUAUUAGGGGAAACAGACAAACAGUUCACAUAAUACUACAUGUUCAGCAGUUUUUCUUGGAACUGAAAUAGGUUUAUUUCCCUCCAUUAACAUCUGAAAUCAAACAACACUUAAACUGGUUUUAGUACAUUGCUAACAGAAAGAAAAUAGAAACAAUAAGAAAUCAGAAGAUUACGUUUUUAAAGAUGCACAAACAAAGCAGGUACUACACAGAACAGUAUUACAUGGAAAUUUCACUAACUAUUCCACCUUAUUAACAUAAAUAAAAAGGACUGAAAUUGAA